This is a messenger RNA of Aspergillus wentii DTO 134E9, 1851 nucleotides long. Its product is annotated as putative HLH transcription factor (Hpa3). Bases 181 to 1698 code for a protein of 505 amino acids. The transcript has 4 exons. Gene Ontology annotation, biological process: positive regulation of transcription by RNA polymerase II. Gene Ontology annotation, cellular component: RNA polymerase II transcription regulator complex. The record is from RefSeq and is a predicted model, not a curated record. Gene Ontology annotation, molecular function: DNA-binding transcription factor activity; protein dimerization activity. Lineage: Eukaryota; Fungi; Ascomycota; Eurotiomycetes; Eurotiales; Aspergillaceae.
GACCCGGGUCUUGUUACCAACAAUCGACUGCACGAUUCCACGAACCGAUCCUAUCUUCCUUCGCUCUUGUCCAUCGUCCCAGAUAAUGAACUAGUGCGAACGUGGCGUACCAAGGAUUCUUUUGCAUUUAGUUUGAAACAUUCGUGCGAUCUUCACCUACUACAACGUCCGCUCUCCGCUAUGGAGACCACUGUCACUCAUCGGCCAUGGGAGCCUGCCACCACAGGGCAACAAAGCCCUCCAAUCCCAUCGUCGAGCCAAACUCUCCCUUCGAUAUCAACUCUCACCGCAAGCAUGACCACCACCGCCGCCAUGCACACGGCUGAAAAGUCGCCCGGGAACGCCUCGUUAAAUACGAUCGAGCGAGACUCGGGAAAUUGGUCAAUGCCUCAAAGUACAAGGUCCUCCACCUACUCGACCGCCACAAAUGGAACCAAUAACUACCCCUCCCUCUCCUUCCUUACCACCACCGCUCAACCCUCUCCGAAUCGUGUCUCUGGCAUCUCCGACCGCUCACCCUACCCCAAUGACCACUCUAAUACCAAUACCCCACCCUCCGCUGGAGCUCAACCCUCCCCCAACUUUGGCUCCUCGCAGCAGCCUUCAGCACUUCCGUCAAUCAAUCAGAACUAUGAAGGUCCAUCUCAACGGGGCAGCGUGGCUGAUCCUCCCGAGUCGCGUCGCAGCAGCGUGGAUAGUCGGGUGAACCAGGCAAUCAGCUCCUUGGUCAUCAACCCAGCUUCUCCCUACCACAGCACCAAUGCGUCCCAGUCAUCCAUCGUCUCCGGUCUCCAAAGAGAGCGGGGAAUCCCGACAGAUGUCAACAUGGCCAAUGUUUACCGCGGUCCCCGAUACUCGGGGGGUCAACCUCUCUCCCCGUUGGGCCCGCGGGGCGAGCAUCGUAGCUUUGCGGCUGGCCGCACAGCACCUGCGAUUUCGUCCAACCCUCGUUCCGAGAUUUACAAUGCGGAGGCACCCACGGCUGGUUUGGCCUAUGCCUUCCCAGACCCGGAUGUGGCACGAUCCAAUUCGGUCUCUUCUACCACUGAAAAGUCGAGCCAUCAAUUAUUUCGGAAGGGCAGCGCUGCCGAGUCCGUCACAAGUAGCAUAUACUCCGAUUCACGCUUACCUCGUGGCCAGCAUGAACUUCCUCAAAAUGUACACCAUCAUUCAAUGCAACAUAAACAAGUCCGUGAUUUGAUUGGAGACCCCGAUCAACACGGCGGCACCCCAUACAGCCGAACACCGGAGCUGAGGGUGACACAUAAAUUGGCGGAGCGAAAGCGUCGGAGCGAGAUGAAAGAUUGCUUUGAGUCUUUGCGAGUGCGUCUUCCGCAGAGCCAGAACAACAAAUCCAGCAAAUGGGAGACGCUCACAAGAGCAAUUGAAUACAUCUCACAACUGGAAAAAACGGUUAAUAGUGUACGCCGGGAGAACUCGGUUUUGAGGACCGAGAUGGAAGAGAUGCGGGCUCAGCUCGGCCAGCAACAGGCCAACGGACAUUCUCGACCCGCAUCUAUCUUUGAACAUCAUCCAAUGGCAGGACCGCAGGCGAAUGGACAGCCUCAGGGCCCGAUAUUCUCCAACUACGGUCCCGGGCCUGGCAUGGUCCAGGAACAGCCCCGUACUUUACCGCCUCUGAUGAACGGUUCUGUCGCCCCCAUGCAGGGUGUGCAAUAUACCGAUGAACGGCGGUAAUGUUGAUGCGGAUGAAUUGUUAUGUAUAUGGAUUGCAGCGACAAGUUUGAUGAUGAUGUCGGCUCAGUUGACCGUUAUUUGUCCUUUGUUUUAGACGCGAAACGGCUUUGUAUUAAACUCAUGAUCCUAGAUCUGAUUCGGGUGGCUUAUCUC